AUGGACGCCAACGCCAACGAUGCCCUCAUUGCCCUCGCCGCGAUUUGGGCCCAGAUGCGCUUCGUCCGCCUCGCCGUGCUUGUCUUUAGCAGAGGCGCGCCGUUGACCGAUUGGCUGCGCGGGCCGGACCGCGUGACCUGCGCGUUGCGCGUCUCCGCGCUGGCGGCACUGCUGUGGUGCAUCGCAGCUCCGUCGCCGGUGGCUCUGUUCGCGACUCUCACGACCACCCUCGCUCUCGGAUGGGCGUGCCUUCCCUAUGAGGUCGACAACAGCGGCACGUAUGGCCUGCUGGCCGACGCCAACCUCUGGUGCGGCAUGUGCUUCGCGUGGGCAACGGGUCGCACCGCGUCAGAGGGCUGGCAGCUCUGUGCGCCGGCCGCCCGCACCAUCUUUGUCACCACCUACUGCUUUGCGGCCUUUGCAAAGCUCAACUCGGGCUACGCUGAUGUGCGCAAGUCUAGCUGCACCGUCUUUACCUGCUUUGUUGGCGAGGGCUUUGUGCCGGCUGCCGUGACUGGGCGCGUGCUCGCGCUGCUCGGGGACCGGGCCACCCUCGCGAUCCUCGAGGUGGGACUGGUCACUCUUGAGGCCGUCGAGAUUGCCAUUCCGCCGCUGCUGACCUUUGGGGACCUCCGCGGCGCAGCGCUUGUGCUCUGGAUCUUCCAUCUCCUCCUCGGGUCGAUCGCCUACGACUACUCGGCCCUCAACCACCCGCUCUCGCCUCUGGCACGCCUCAGCUUCACCGCCACCGCGCUGGCGGGCUGCUGGCGGCUCGAGGCGCAGCGCUGCCGCGAGCUCGGCUCGUGCGAACACGUCCUGUCGCUCCUCUGGCUCUGCCUGCUCUGCCCGGCGAGCUGGAUCCCGGCAGGCACGUCAACCCCCCCUGGCGUGCUCGCGCUGCCGCCCAUGCCGUUCCCCUUCGCUGCGUGCGGCACCGCGCUGCUGCUGCUGACGCUGCUCAACGGACUGGGCCCGUAUCUCGGCUACAAGACCGCCGCCACGUGGGCCAUGUUUUCCAACUUGCACGUCGAGGGCGGUUGGACAAACCACCGGCUCGUGCCCGCCUCCUGGCAGCUGUGCGGCAUGGCAGCGGACCUCGUCACUGUCGUCGACAGCGACGUUGAGCUGAUCCGCGACUACCACACGCACUCGUGCUUCGGUGCGACCUUCGAAGGCAACGACGCCUUUGCGCGGCGGUGUGGCAUCCGCUGCGUCUCUCACGCCAACUCAGUGCUGGGCCGCGGCGGCGACGUGUCUGUCGUCUUGCCAUUCCGCGUGCCCUUCUGGCAGCUCCGCAGGCUGAUCUCGCUCGAGGCUCUGCCUACGCGGCGAGACUUCCACGUCGAGUACAUAGCGACGAGCGAGCCGGCUGUGCCGCCCGCAGGGGUGGAGGGGGCGAGCGGAGGCAAGGGCCCAGGCGGGCGACGACGUCGCUUCGAGGUGCGCGGGGGAAGGAUCGUUGGCGAUUCGGACAGGCGGCUCGCCGCGCCGCCGUGUUGGCUGCUGGCGAAGCUGAUCUAUUUCAAGUCAGUGCUCCCGGCGGACCGUGACUGCGGCGUCUGUCACGGCCCGUGA
Molecule: messenger RNA, 1575 nt
Organism: Emiliania huxleyi CCMP1516
Lineage: Eukaryota; Haptophyta; Isochrysidales; Noelaerhabdaceae
Exons: 3
Coding region: 1-1575 (524 amino acids)
Source: RefSeq, a predicted model, not a curated record